AUGGGCAUCUACAACGCAUUCCUCCAUGGCUACCUCGAUGAGGAUAUUUACAUGACGCCGCCUGAUGGGUAUGCUGCAGCUCCUAAUUUGGUUUGCAAACUGGAGCGUUCUCUUUACGGCCUUAAACAAGCCUACCGACAGUGGAACAUGGAAUUUACUCGCAAGCUCACUGAUUUCGAUUUUAGGCAGUCUGUUCACGACCAUUGCCUGUUCCUCAAGCCUUCUUCCUCGGGUCCUAUGGCCUUAAUUGUAUAUGUUGACGACAUUUUGGUAACUGGGCCUUCUAUUGCCGAUAUAUCUCUAGUAAAGACUUAUCUUCACAGGUUGUUCACGAUCAAAAACUUAGGCGACGCUCGUUAUUUCCUUGGGUUGGAGAUCGCUCGUGGUGCUUCAGGCCUUUUUGUAUCACAAACCAAAUACAUCAUGGACAUCGUGCGUGACACUGGUUUGGUUCAGGCGAAAUCUGUCUCCGCUCCACUGCCCACAGGUCUUAAACUAUCUUCGACUUUUGGUGCUCUACUCCCUUGUCCGAACUCCUACAGGCGUCUUGUUGGGCAGUUGUUGUACUUGGGCUUCACUCGUCCCGACAUUUCCCACUCGGUGCAACAGUUGAGCCAGUAUCUUACGCAACCUUGUGAUGCUCAUUGGCAUGCAGCCCUUCAUGUUGUCCGUUACCUCAAGGGGUGCCCCUCCCAAGACCUUUUUUUUCCUGCUCAGAAUUCAUUUGUUCUUCGUGCCUUUUGCGACGUAGAUUGGGCGUCUUAUGUUGAUUCUAGGCGCUCCCUUACUGGAUUUUGCGCCUUCCUUGGUAAUGCUCUGGUGUCUUGGAAGACUAAGAAGCAACCUACCGUCUCCCGUUCUACUACCGAAGCUGAAUACCGCAGCCUCGCGGCCACUGUUUGUGAGCUUCGCUGGUUGUCUUACAUUCUUGCUGAAUUUAACAUUCCCCUAUCUCUUCCCAUUGAUUUCUGUGACAAUAAGGCCGCGCUGCACAUUCUUGCCAAUCUCAUGUUCCGCGAACGUACUAAACAUAUUGAGUUGGAUUGCACUUGGUUCGUGAUGCGUACAAGGAGGGGUUUAUUUCUCCUUCCUUCGUUUCCAACUCGCUUCAACUUGCCGACGUCUUCAUGA
Messenger RNA from Sesamum indicum (sesame), 1131 nucleotides. The record is from RefSeq and is a predicted model, not a curated record. Lineage: Eukaryota; Viridiplantae; Streptophyta; Magnoliopsida; Lamiales; Pedaliaceae.